Penicillium verrucosum is the source of this 1962-nucleotide messenger RNA. RefSeq lists its product as uncharacterized. The coding region runs from base 1 to 1962 and encodes 653 amino acids. The record is from RefSeq and is a predicted model, not a curated record. The transcript has 3 exons. Lineage: Eukaryota; Fungi; Ascomycota; Eurotiomycetes; Eurotiales; Aspergillaceae. Gene Ontology annotation, molecular function: acetyltransferase activity.
AUGACGGCUCUUGCUGCUCCAACAGUCAUGAAUGGUAGUCAUGACUCGGGGGCCGAAACGGGGACGGAGCACAGCCCAUCCCGAUUCACUGCAGUUAAUGGCAGGGAAUCCGUGAACUCCGGGAACGGGAAUGGGAAUAGCCAUGGGCCAACGCCCAAUGCUAUCUCUAACGGAGAACGUGCACCGACCCAGGAAAAGACCAAUUUAGAUCACAGUCAUCGAGAUGAUCGGGAUGAGCCUGCCAAUGAUCAAGAGAAGUGGUCACAAAGAUCCUCGCCCAGCUCUCAAAAUAAGAACAAGAGAAAGAGAUCAGAGUCCCGAGAACGAGAUUCCGCGAACGCCUCCCGGAGCCCGGUAAACCGACCUACCGAGAGUAACCAACCCAAUCUGAAUGGCAGCAUGCCAGGAUCGGUCUCGGAGAUGGAGCGUGGCAAUCAUUCUGCAACACCGUCUCAUCGUUCCGAAGGCAAUGAUGCAGGCCAGACCUCCGCCAAUAGUCCUUGGUCAGAAUAUGAUUCUCAGCUGAUCACCCAGGCACAACGGGCCCAGCAAAUUGAUGCAUCCGAUGCCCACCUAGCAGACGCUCUUCAACGCGAGACAGGCCAAGAAAGAUCCAUGACAAAUCGCUCGACCCCCGGUGCUCAACAACCGUCCUCUCCUAGUUAUGUGCCAGAUCGGCAUGGAGCAAUGCAGGUGGCACCAAAGAGAAAGCGGGUAUUUAGUAACCGAACGAAGACAGGCUGCAACAACUGUAUUCGUGGGGGCUUCCUAUGUGAAGGGUAUUCAUCCCGAAGCACCUGGCAAAAACCAUCUAAUACAAAAGCCCCGAUCCCUUUGCAAUCCAAAGAAGGCUAUUCAGACAUCAAUGGCUCGUAUAUGCAAGAAACACCCCGACACCAAGACCGGCCUAACAUAGUGGAGCAUGUCGACACGACAAAAAUCAGGCCCCUGGUGGUGGAGGAGAAUGACCGACCUUUACACCAUCCAACCAUGCGUGGUCAAAACAAGGUUGGCCAAGUGCCGGCCCUGGACCCGGGCCCAGUACCAGCCAUCCCCCGUAUCCGUCUGAACCCAUGGCGAAAGUCGUCGAUUAUCGGGAAGUUCCACCCAUCCAUGAGCUCUCACGGGAAGGACGUCCCAAACCUGACUAUCCGGUUAUCUCUUCACUCCGAGACCUCAGUCAUCCAUCUCAUCCUAAAUCCAACAUGCCCUUGUUCCAAAAUGGGCCCGAGCAACGAACAUUGCCCGCGGCGGCUGUGGAUACCCAUAGUCCUCAGGCGCAGGCUCGGAUGGCACUUAGUAUCGAGCAUCAGCUCUCUGGCCGUACUGUAUCGAGUGACGAGACCGAGAAGGAAAAAAAUGCUUAGAGGCAAACUCUACCGACCAUUUGACGUCCACCUCGUGGAAGAAAGAGAUCGUUGCCGAGGCGCACUAUGGAAAUUUAACAACGCCUGCAAUCCGCUCAAUGGCAUCAGUUCGAAAGAGCAAAACCGCCUCCUGAAGGAGAUCAUCGUGCCCCCGGCAUCCUCCAUUGUCAACUCACCAGCUGGAACCGGCGUGGCUCGCUCUGCCGGAUCCAUCGGUCAAGGGGCGGUCGUCGAGGCUCCCUUUAGUUGCCAUUACGGUUAUAAUCUCCACAUCGGGGAAGACGUCAUGAUCUCGGAGAAUUGCCUGUUUGUGGAUGACUGUGUCAUCCGUAUCGGUGCUCAUACCUGGAUAGGCCCCAACGUCAAAAUAAUUAGUUCAACUGCUCAUCCCAACAUGCAAGAGCGCAAAGGCUCGCAAAGUCGGUAUCAAGGUCGCCAAGUCAUCAUUGAAGAAGAUUGUUAUGUGGGCGCGGGGUGCAUCAUCUACCCAGGGGUUCGUCUUGCCCGUGGCGUUUAUGUGGCCCCAGGAGAAAUUGUCAACUCGAACAUUGCAGGUUACAUGUUCCAGGGGUCAAAACCUAGCUUUGCCAUGUGA